Messenger RNA from Chenopodium quinoa (quinoa), 3489 nucleotides. RefSeq names its product disease resistance protein RGA2-like. Gene Ontology annotation, molecular function: protein binding; ADP binding. Gene Ontology annotation, biological process: defense response to other organism. Lineage: Eukaryota; Viridiplantae; Streptophyta; Magnoliopsida; Caryophyllales; Amaranthaceae. The record is from RefSeq and is a predicted model, not a curated record. The transcript is spliced from 5 exons. Bases 1 to 3489 code for a protein of 1162 amino acids.
AUGCCUUUACACGGGGAUCUUAAUGAGGAGGUGUACAUAAAAUAUCCGCCUAGCUUUGAAUCAUCUCACCCAAAUAAGAUAGAUUAUGCUCUAUUCAUUUUUACUAGCAGAGCUAUACAGAUAAAUGUACUUGUUUAUAUUAAUGAUCUCAUUAUUUCUGGAAAUAAUUCCGCUGCAUUAAGGCUCUGUUGGUUUAUUUUUGUGUUAAUGGAAGUUGGAUUGCUACGUGCUAAACUUGUUGAUUAUCCUAUCGAACAAAACCACAAGCUUGGGUUAGCUAGUGGUGAUAUUCUUUCUGAUCCCGAAAUCUAUCGAAGGCUUGUUGUUCAGAAGCUCAAGGAUGCUGUUUGUGAUGCUGAUGAUUUGUUUGAUGAAAUACUUACAGUGGCUGCUCAGACUAAGGGCCGCUUCCAACGUAACAAUAAACUUCCUGAUAAGGUACGCGAUUUCUUUUCUGAUAGCAGAAUGUCUCAGUGUGUUAAGAGUAUAAGGAAUCAGUUGGGUAACAGUAGUUGUACUUGUAUUUGUCAUGGUAAUACUGGGUUUGAAGUUGAUUAUCAGCUUAUUAUGGGGGGUGAGUGUGACAUUCGUUCUCGUAUAAAUGUCAGAAAUAAUGAGAUUGUUGGGAGGAAGGAUGACAUGAAUGCUGUAAUAGAUUUGCUGUUGUUGGAUACUAAUAAUUUGAAAGAUGAUGUUUCUUUCAUUACAAUUGAGGGAGUUCGGGGAAUGGGGAAAACCGCUCUUGCUCAACUUGUAUAUAAUGAUCAAAGGGUAAGAGAUGAGUUUUCGUUGAGAUUGUGGGUUCAAGUCUCAAAUGGAGAUGGAGGUAAACUCAACGCGAAUGAGAUUCUUGGGAAAAUUUUAGAGGCUGCAGGACGGUUUUAUACAGAUACUGAUGAUUUAUUGAGCAUAGAACUUACAGAAGAGCUUAGAGGGAAGAAAUACUUGAUUGUUCUAGAUGAUGUUAGUGGUAAGGAUCAAGAAGAGUGGGUUGCUUUAAGAAAGUUUUUAAUGUUCAGUGUAGGGGGGAGUCGGAUUAUAGUUACUACAUGCUCGAAUGAUACUACGAGGGCUAUAAGGAGCGAACAUACAUAUGAGUUGAAAGGUUUGUCCAAGGAGAAUUCAUGGCUUUUGUUAGAGAUGACUUCUUUUGGGAAAGGGCAAAAACAUGUAAUCCACCCUGAAUUAGCUGAAAUAGUUGAAAAGUGUGAGGGGUUUCCUCCUGCUAUAAAAGAGCUAGGUAUUGUUAUAUUUAGUCAGGAUAUUAACAAAUUGGGUUUGUCUGAAGAGCACGCAUUAGCCACAAAUGAUGAAGAUAAUAGGACUCCAUUGACACAUAAUCUUAUCCCUAAUAAUCUAGAAACUCGAUUGAAGAGUUGCUUGAGUUAUUGUGCAAUGUUCCCUAAGGAUUUUAUCAUUGAUAAAAAGAUGUUGCUCGAGCUGUGGAUGGCGCAAGGAUAUGUUGUGCCACUUGAUGGUCAGAGCAUGGUGGAUGCUGCUGAAGAAUACUUUUCAAUAUUGUUAAUCAGAUGUUUGCUGCAACCUGUGAAAUUGGAUGAAUAUGGCGAGGUUGUGUCUUGUAAAGUCCAUAGUCUUUUAGAUGUUGGAGCACAGGAGAUAUGUGUAGUGGAUUCUACUGCAGAUAAUAACAUGGUCGAGAAUAAUGUCCUACAUUUACAUCAUAUUGGAAGUGAAUGUCGUGAAAGCUCUUUUCCUAAGAGUAGAAUUCGUUCUUUUAUUCAUGGCAUUUUUGAUCGCUCAUUUCCACCACUAGAAAAUCUUGUAUCAAGUUGGAUGUGUCUAAGGGCAGUAGACUUGCAUGAGUUAAACAUUGAUAGUUUGCCAGAAUCGAUAAGUAAAUUAUUGCAUUUAAGGUAUCUUGAUCUCUCUCAUAAUCAUCUUAGAAGACUUCCAAAUUCAAUCACUAAACUACACAACCUGCAAACUCUGAAUCUAGAUGGUUGCACUAAUUUAGAACAGCUGCCAUGGGAUAUAUAUAAACUGGUGAACCUUAGGAGCUUAAAUAUUAAUUCCUGUGCGGUGUGGUCUAUGCCUUUAGGCAUGGAUAAAUUGACAUGUCUUCAUGUUCUCACUCACUUUCAAGUAGCAGAAGAGAGCGUAAGUGAUGAGGAGGAAAGUUCGAGUGAAGAUGACAGUUCAAAUAGCGGUGAGCAAAAUGUGGGCACGUUAAGAGAUCUGAAAGCUCUCUCAAAUCUAAGAGGCUCGAUUAGCAUCUCGAUCCCUGCAGAGUAUAAAGAUGUCAACGACAAUCAAAUCCUUAAAGGAAGAGGAGGAUAUUUAGCGAGCAUGGAACAUCUUAAGGAAGUAUCUAUAAAGUUUCGAGGCCAUGAGUAUGGUGAUGAACAAGCAAUCAAUCAUGAAGAUUUGCUAGAAAAAUUACAGCCACAUUCUAAUCUCAAAGGGGUAGGAUUGUGGUAUUAUCAAGGUACGAGUUUUACAAGGUGGAUAUCCAGUCUCCCAAACCUUAUCAAGAUAGAGAUCGAAUCUGCCAUGGGGUUGCAACAUCUCUCGUUGCUCAGCAAGCUGCAGUACCUGAAGUUGCUGAGAGUAUCAAGUAUGUACAAUUUAGUUUAUAUGGAGGAAACAAAUGGCAGAAGCAGCAGCAGUGAUUUCACUUUCUUUCCCUCCCUCGAAGAGCUCAGCAUAAGCUAUAGUUCCAUGCUGAAAGGGUGGUGGGAAGGUGAUCAACAUCAACAGCUUAUUGCUGCGGAUGGUAGCUGUUGGCAACCAUCAUUUAAGCGCCUUUUCAAAUUGUCAAUCUUGGAGUGCUCUAAACUAGAGUCAUUUCCUCCAUGUCCGGGGGUGAAAACACUGAGCUUGGGCAAUCUUGAUGAAAACUUCAAAAUAAUGGAGUUUAGGGAUGUCGUCGAUGAUUACAAUAAUCAUAAUCGCCCUUCAGCACUGAGAAAGGUGGAGAGAUUAUCCCAAGCUAAGGAGGCAUUUAGAAGCUGCUCCUCUUCUUUGCGUAGGCUUACAAUCCAAGGUUGUGAGAACUUGAGGAGUGUUUCUCAAGGGUUAGAGUACCUCACUGUCCUAGAGUCUCUUUCAGUAAUUCAAUGUCCAGUUUUAACCUUCUCCGAGGAGGAUGACAGCAAUGAAGACGAUGGCAUGCCUUGGAGAGCCCUUCAUCAGAGCCUCCGUUCCUUAGAGCUUUGGGGAGUUGAAAGCAUGAGCCUUCUUCCUAGUGGGAUGCAGUACUUGUCCGCCCUUCAGGACCUCACCAUUGAACGUUCUCAGGAAUUUAAGGCUUUACCAGAAUGGAUAGGCUGUUUAUCAUCUCUCAAGUCCCUUCGGGUUAAGUGUUGUUUGGAGUUCGAUUCAUUGCCAGAAACAAUGAGGAGCCUCACCAAUCUGAAGCUACUUGAUCUGAGUUAUUGUAAGCAAGGCUUGAAGGAAAAAUGUCAAAAUCCAACUGGAAAUGAUUGGCCGAAGAUUCAACACAUAUCCUCCAUUAUCAUUUCUGAAUGA